Molecule: messenger RNA, 530 nt
Organism: Larimichthys crocea (large yellow croaker)
Lineage: Eukaryota; Metazoa; Chordata; Actinopteri; Sciaenidae
Product: obscurin-like
Exons: 2
Coding region: 18-530 (170 amino acids)
Source: RefSeq, a predicted model, not a curated record
AGAAAGACUUAGUAAGUAUGGAGGCUGAGGAGGGAGCUACAGCCUCCCUGUGCUGUGAGCUGUCUAAGGCUGGAGUGUCAGUGCAAUGGAAGAAGAACAAUCUGCCGCUGAGAGCCAGCAGAAAGUAUGACAUGAAGCAGGAUGGCUGCCUCCUGCAGCUCCUCAUCAAAGAGCUCAAACCUGAGGACAGUGGCAGCUACACAUGUCAAACAGGAAGUGCAGAGACCACUGCAGCUUUAUCAGUGAAAGAGCUCCCACCAUUUUUCAAGAAAGACUUACAAAAUGUGAAGGCCGACGAGGGAGGUGAAGCCUCUCUGUGCUGUGAACUGUCUAAACCUGGAGUGUCAGUGCAGUGGAAGAAGAACAAGCUGCCACUGAGAGCUAACAGGAAGUACGAGAUGAAACAAGAUGGCUGCUUCCUCCAGCUCAACAUCAAGGAGCUCAGACCUGAGGACAGUGGAAGUUACACAUGUCAAGCAGGAAGUGCAGAGACCACUGCAGCUGUGACCGUGAAAGGUUUGUUCCCUUGA